AUGUUUAAUCGCCUCACUUCACUAUUGAUAAUAGCAUGUUCUAUUAUUCAUUUUACACAAUCCACUUUUAUAUUUAACAUAACAAAUCCUAAUAAACUUUUAUGUUAUUCAUGUAAAGGCAACGAUUGUGAAAAGAUUACAAAUAGCAAUGAUCAUAUGAUCCUGUGCAAUAGACGAACACAAUUAUGUUGGGCUGGUUUCCUCAAUCAAAAACCAUAUCGAACAUGUGCAAAUCGUUAUUGUACGCCAAGUAGUAUAUCACUUGAUAGUGAUGUUAGUAAUGAACUUUGUUGUCGGUCAAAUUUAUGCAACUCUAUUCCACUUUCUUGGUCACCAGAUGAUGAAUCUGUGAAAAAUUCCACUUCUCCUACGAAAUCUUUGAUUGAUGGUAGUGCGGCAGCAGCUAACCAAUCUACAACAUCAAAAACAACACUAGCCGCAGCAAUAAUAGCAAAAACUUCCCCAACGCCAGCAGUCUAUGUUGUAAAUGAAAUAGUAAAUGAAGAAAGCAGAAUACUAGCGAAUGGAGAUGCCACUUAUGAACAGGAUGAUGGAACAUCAGUGCAUAAAUUUAAUCCAAAAGAAAGCGAUCCAUUAAGCUAUAAUGUUAAUUGGGAACGUGUACCCUACAAUACAGACUUCAGCAAUCGUGUUGUAUCGAUGAGUAAACUUGCAAUUUUGAUUAUGCCAAUUUUGCUAGUUUUAUUAUUUUAA
This is a messenger RNA of Rotaria socialis, 714 nucleotides long. Lineage: Eukaryota; Metazoa; Rotifera; Eurotatoria; Philodinida; Philodinidae. The record is from the annotation of a GenBank genome assembly.